AUGCGCGCCUUCGAGCGCAGGGUGGGGUGCGGCGACCACCCCGCAGUGUCCGACGCGCUGGAGCUGAUGCAUCUGCUGAAGGCGCAGGGACCAAGCUUGGGUAUCGAUCCCAGCUUGUGGGUGUCGUCCAAGCUCGACAGGAAGCUCCGCUACCAGCUGGAGGACCCCCUGAGCGUGGUGAGCGGCACGCUGCCCAGGUGGGCCAUGGUCCUGCCGCGCCUCUGCCCCUUCCUGUUCAACCUGAAGACGCGGAAGAUGCUCCUAAAGUACACCGCCUUCGGCCCGUCCUUUGCCGUGCACUGGACGCAGGAGAGCAAGGUGGGCUCCUUCCUGCGCCGGCGUGCGACGGUGCAGACGGAGCUGAACUCGCAGAACGACCCGCGCAAGAUUCAGGAGCUGUCGCAGGAGCUGUCCAAUAUCGAGGAGACGACCACGUGGUCAAGUCGAACUUCUGGCUGGGCACGCUGCAGAGCACCUUGGUGCGCAUGA
This is a messenger RNA of Prorocentrum cordatum, 489 nucleotides long. The record is from the annotation of a GenBank genome assembly. NCBI's taxonomy places the organism in Eukaryota, Dinophyceae, Prorocentrales, Prorocentraceae.